Glycine soja is the source of this 2400-nucleotide messenger RNA. RefSeq lists its product as uncharacterized. The coding region runs from base 505 to 2040 and encodes 511 amino acids. The transcript is spliced from 3 exons. Gene Ontology annotation, molecular function: acetylglucosaminyltransferase activity. The record is from RefSeq and is a predicted model, not a curated record. Lineage: Eukaryota; Viridiplantae; Streptophyta; Magnoliopsida; Fabales; Fabaceae.
UUCUUAAUAUUAAAUAUCGGAUUUGGACAACGGCCAAAAUAACGCUGCGGCUGCGUAUUUGAUGUGUGUGCUAUUCAUAAGCACACUUGCUUUGGUGAGAAAUUUACCGUGAAUGAGAAAAAAAAAAUCCCUAAAUUGGCUUCGUGUAGAGGUAGAUCUGCGUCGUGAAGACGCGUUUCCGUUUGCGUCAGACAAUGUUGAUAGCUGCAACACUGCGAACGAUAUAAAAAGAAAAUAGGUUGGAAGAAGUAAAAACCAGCAAAUAAUUGCCCCCACACAAGAAAAAAAGUAUGUUAGCCUAUGCUCGCAGGCGUUUGGUUCACAGACCCAUUUUCCAUCGGAUUCGCUUAAUUGACACGUGGACUCCACAAAAUUCCAACAACAGCGCCAAACAUCAUGCAUCUCCAUCGCAUAGCAUACAAAAAUACAAUCACACUCCUGAGUCUAUUGAAUUGAACCUCUUUGCCCCCACAAGAUCUGCUUCUGGGCUUUUUAGGAUACAAAAUGGGUGAGAAAGACUCAGAGAAGCUCAUUUGGGAACAGAUGAGAACCCCGACAGCUGCCACUCCCAUUGCUGCACCCCAACAGCACCGCACAUUACCAAGGCUUCUUGUCCUUCUCAUCCUCUUCGUCUCCGUCACCUACGUCGUCUACACGCUCAAGCUCGUCUCCACCUCACGCGCCUGCAACAACGACGCCCCUUUCUCCACCGACAACUUCUCCAAAACCAUCCUCUCCGUCAAUGCCACCGCCGCAGUUCUCCGCCGAGGCUCCCUCGAGACGAAUCCCGAGGACCGGACGGACCUCCGCCACGUGGUGUUCGGAAUCGCGGCGUCGGCGAAGCUUUGGGAGCAGAGGAGGAGCUACAUCAAGCUCUGGUACAGGGCGAGGGACAUGCGCGGCGUUGUGUGGCUCGACGAGGAGGUGAAAUCGGAGGAGAGCAGCGACGCACUCCCGCCGGUGAGAAUCUCCGGCGACACGGCGAGGUUCAAGUACACGAACAGGCAGGGGCACCGGUCUGCGAUUAGGAUCUCGCGGAUCGUGUCGGAGACGCUGCGGUUGGGGAUGAAGGACGUGCGGUGGUUCGUGAUGGGCGACGACGACACCGUUUUUGUCACCGAAAACCUAAUUCGGGUUUUGAGAAAAUAUGAUCACAAUCAGUUCUAUUACAUUGGGAGUUUGUCCGAGAGUCACUUGCAGAACAUUUUCUUCUCUUAUAACAUGGCCUAUGGCGGAGGAGGUUUUGCAAUUAGUUAUCCUCUCGCCAAGGCUCUUCAGAAAAUGCAGGACCGUUGCAUUCAGCGUUACCCGGGUCUCUAUGGUUCCGAUGAUAGAAUGCAAGCGUGUAUGGCCGAACUCGGUGUUCCACUCACCAAGGAAACCGGUUUUCACCAGUAUGAUGUAUAUGGAAACCUGUUCGGGCUUCUUGCGUCUCAUCCCGUGACUCCAUUGGUGUCACUGCACCACCUUGAUGUGGUUGAGCCUAUCUUUCCUAACGUUACCCGAGUUGAAGCCCUACAACGGCUCACUAUACCAAUGAAGUUUGACUCUGCAGGACUCAUGCAGCAAUCCAUCUGCUACGACAAAUCAAAGAGUUGGACUGUUUCCGUUUCAUGGGGUUUUGCUGUUCAGAUAUUUCGCGGCGUGUUUUCACCACGUGAAAUGGAAAUGCCUUCAAGAACAUUCUUGAAUUGGUAUAGAAGAGCAGAUUACACUGCAUAUGCAUUCAACACACGUCCUGUUAGCCGAAAUCCAUGCCAGAAGCCUUUUGUGUUUUACUUCUCAAAGGCAAAAUACAAUUCUACAAUGCAACAAAUAGUGAGUGAAUAUGAAAGGCACCGCGUCCCUCAUCCUGAUUGCAAGUGGAAUAUGGCUAAUCCUGCAGCUCUUAACAAAGUGGAGGUAUACAAGAAGCCAGAUCCUCAUCUAUGGGAUAGAGCUCCAAGGAGAAACUGUUGCAGAGUGAGGAAGUCAAAGGAGAAAAGGACCAUGGUGAUAGAUGUGGGUAUGUGCAGGGAAGGUGAGGUAAGCGAAACAUAAUGGUGAUAUUAAUAUUACUGAUAAAUUACAUUAGGGAGAAGGGAUUCUCGUGGAGUUUAUUAAAAAGCUUAUUUCUUUAUUUAUUGGGUAGCCCACUCUGAGAAAAUUUUGUAAAUUUUCCCCGGGCUUCACUGAAAAGGGGUGAGAGUUGGGGAAAGGUCCAUGUACAAAGAGAUCUGUCAUUUAAACAAAAAUGUAGAGGGGAUGGCGGAGGGAGAAGGAUCAUUUGUAAUUUACGUGCUAUUGAAGAGAAUCUUUAGAUGCGUGAUUAGUGUGCCACUCUACUAUUUUCUCAUGCUUUAAUUAUGCUUUCUUCUCGUAAAGGAAAUAGCUGUUCCUCCGGACUUGCCAAUUUUAUAA